Messenger RNA from Scomber japonicus (chub mackerel), 1677 nucleotides. RefSeq lists its product as uncharacterized. NCBI's taxonomy places the organism in Eukaryota, Metazoa, Chordata, Actinopteri, Scombriformes, Scombridae. The record is from RefSeq and is a predicted model, not a curated record. The transcript has 11 exons. The coding region runs from base 1 to 1677 and encodes 558 amino acids.
AUGGGGAACUGUAGUCUUAAGAUUGAGAAGUUGGACAUGUCGCACAACCAGGAAAGACUUUAUCCAUGGGUGGAUAAGAACCCGAUUACCUCCUACCAUACACAGGAUUUCACUUUUAAUGAUAAAACAACUCAACUUAUUGUUUCAGACCAAGCCCAGGACCCACAACUGAGCGUCAUUGGUAUCCCCAGAGUGGGAGAGCAGAGCACAGUGUCCUGCAGAGUGCGCCAUACAUGUAUUUCUGCUAUCCCCACCCUGAGUCUAACAGGCAUACCCGGAACUGACAACUUCAUGGACACUCUGGUAUCUGAUGAGAUUUGGGAGAGGAAAGUGGAGCGAACAUGGACUGUAACAGAGGAUAACCAGGAUGUGACGUGUAGUGUUAGGUACCAAGGUGGUCAGACAGCCACAAAUAAGCUCAAGCUCAAUGUCGAAUGUCCAUUUAAAGAUAUCAAGAUGGAUGAGUGGCAAGGCGAGGCAACAGAGGGUGUGGCAAAAAGUGUGAUAUGCUCUGUGUCCUACACGUGCAAGAAAAAUACACCAGCCAUCGUGUGGAAUUAUGAAAACAUGCAGAGUUCAUCACAUACUGACCAAAUCUCCAGCAACACCUUUAAAACUGUGUCAAAUCUAACCUUCAUUGGCUCUCUAGAGGAUGAAGGUAAAUCUUUGACCUGCACUGCUCGGUUUAUGACUGGGGAGACCUCAGGCUCUGCAGUCCUUCAUAUAAAAAAAUAUGUGGAACCAGUUGAAGAAACGGAUCCACAUGAAAAAGACAUGCUAAGCAAUCUGGCUGCUGCCGUCCCUUCCAGAUUCAAGGCUCUUACACGCUCCUGUGUGGUGAUUCCCUGCAGCUUCCAGCACCACGACCAUCUGCCUAUGACACGUGGGAUCUGGUCCAAAAAAGCUGGGGGUGUUGUCUAUCAUAAUGGCCGGAGCAAUGUGCUUGACCAUUUCAAAGAUCGCACCAAAAUAUUAGGAGACUUGAGCGAGGGAAAUUGCACACUUGAGAUUGAUGACAUCAAGCCCUUUGACAAUGGGCCCUUCUGUUUCCAUGCAGAGAGAGAAAACGACAAAUACAAAUUCAACAACAGCUGUGUUUUUAUUAUUAUGAAAGCUUCCCCAGAAAAGCCAGUGAUAACACCAGUCCCAGCAGAAGUCGAUGCUGGCUCAACAGUCUCUGUCUCGUGUUCUGUAAUACACACGUGUCCCUCACAUCCUCCAGUGUUUUCAUGGAGUGUCCCUCACCUCACCAGUGAGAUCACACACACUGAGACACCACAAAGCAUCUGGAAUACAACUUCCACCAUCACUUUCAUGGCUGCUGGAGGAGACGGAGUCCAAAGCCUAAACUGUACUGCCACUUUCUGGCUCGGCAAGCAACAAGUCAGCACAGUCAAACUGAACGUGAAAGGAUCCCUGACGUACGAGUUGAGAAGAACUCUCCCAGUAGCUAUCCCAGUCUCAAUUCUAGUUUUGAUUAUAAUCACCUUAGCUGCAGUGUUUGGAGUGGUCAUCUAUAGGAAAAGGAGGCAUACUAAUGACUCUCUAAGACCACCACCUCGGCCUGAGAAAAGGAGAUCGCUAUGGGGUAGAUUAUCCAGGAGGUCCAUUUGGAGCAGAUUUUCCCGUAGAGUGGAUGAUGAUCACGUUUGUUGGCAAGCUGAGAGACCCAGGUAG